Abrus precatorius (Indian licorice) is the source of this 1185-nucleotide messenger RNA. RefSeq names its product cytosolic sulfotransferase 15-like. Lineage: Eukaryota; Viridiplantae; Streptophyta; Magnoliopsida; Fabales; Fabaceae. The record is from RefSeq and is a predicted model, not a curated record. The coding region runs from base 49 to 1029 and encodes 326 amino acids. The transcript has a single exon. Gene Ontology annotation, biological process: sulfation. Gene Ontology annotation, cellular component: cytoplasm. Gene Ontology annotation, molecular function: sulfotransferase activity.
UCAUCCAAUUCCUAUUAGUAAAUUACCAUUCAUAUUCAACAUAACCCAAUGGCUUCAAUGGGUGGUCAAGAGGCAAAUGAACAAGAUCACAAGCUAACUCUCUCCCUUCCGAGAGAGAAAGGUUGGGCAUGUUCAUAUCUCUAUUUAUUUCAAGAUUUUUGGUUCCCUUCAAUUCAUAUUCAUGGUGUAAACAACUGUCAAAAAUACUUUCAAGCAAAAGACAAUGAUGUUUUAGUUGCUAGCAUUCCAAAAUCAGGCACCACUUGGUUGAAAGCCCUUACUUUUUCCGUUGUAAAUCGCCAACGCUUCACUUUUGAGAACCAUCCAUUACUUACUUCCAAUCCUCAUGAACUCGUACCUUUCCUUGAGUUUGUCUUUCGUGAAGGUAUCAAUGACCAAAUUCAUCAGUACCUAUCAAACUUGACCGAGCCAAGACAUUUUGGUACUCAUAUUCCAUUUCCUUCAUUGCCUAAAUCAAUCAAGGAAUCUAAUUGUAGGAUCAUUUAUAUUUGUAGAAACCCAUUUGAUACUUUUAUUUCAGCCUGGACUUUCUUCAAUAAAAUUAAGCCAGAGUCUUCACCUGAAUUAACCAUAGAGGAUGCUUUUGAAAGGUACUACAAGGGAAUAAUUGGGUUUGGUCCAUAUUCGAACCACAUGCUAGGUUACUGGAAGGAGAGCAUAGAUAAACCAAACAAGAUUCUUUUCUUGAAGUAUGAGGAUCUUAAAGAAGAUGCUAAUUUUCACGUGAAAAGAAUUGCCGAAUUCUUGGGUUGUCCUUUUACCCAGGAGGAGGAAAGUAGUGGAGUGAUUGAAAGCAUAAUUAAGCUAUGUAGCUUUGAAAAGAUGAAGGAUUUAAAAGUCAAUAAAUCUGGAAUUGUAGAUAUGAACAUUGAGAAAAAGAACUAUUUUCGGAAAGGUGAAAUCGGAGAUUGGGUAAAUUACCUUUCCCCUUCUAUGGUAGAAAAACUAUCCAAAAGCAUCAAAGAAAAAUUAACUGGAUCGGGUCUAUCGUUUAAACCGUGUCCUUAAAGCCAGUGAUCAACAUAUUUUGUGGUUAGUUUAUAUAAUAAGCGACUACAAGAAACAAGCAUGUAGCAGUAAUGUGCAAGACAAAUGCUAUUGUAGUUUUUUGUUAUCAUCCAUCCAUGUUUUGUUGGAUAAGAAAUGUGUGUUAAAGUUACGAGU